Messenger RNA from Schistocerca gregaria, 2492 nucleotides. Its product is annotated as solute carrier family 35 member E3-like. The transcript is spliced from 7 exons. Bases 53 to 1006 code for a protein of 317 amino acids. Lineage: Eukaryota; Metazoa; Arthropoda; Insecta; Orthoptera; Acrididae. The record is from RefSeq and is a predicted model, not a curated record. Gene Ontology annotation, cellular component: Golgi apparatus. Gene Ontology annotation, molecular function: antiporter activity; nucleotide-sugar transmembrane transporter activity.
GUUUUGCCGCUCAGCGGAUGUGAUUGAAGUGUCCGAAGUUUCAAACUUCAAAAUGAGGAAAAGAAUGAACAAAGAAACAGUUACCUCGUUAUUCCUAUUUUUUAACAUAUGUUGUUCUAUAUGUAUUGUACUCUUAAAUAAGUGGGUAUAUGUCCACGUAGGUUUCCCUAAUGUCACUUUAACUUUUCUGCAUUUCGUUGUUACUUACAUUGGCUUGGAAGUAUGUAGAAGAUGCAGUGUUUUCGUAAAAAAGUCUCUGCAGGUUAAGGACAUUAUUUCGGUAGCUAUAACAUUUUGCGGGUUUGUGGUUUUUACGAAUCUCAGCUUGCAGCACAACACUGUAGGUACUUUUCAAAUCGCUAAAUCACUGACGACACCUUUCAUCAUUAUCUUGCAAAUGAUGUUAUAUGGGAAAAAGUUUUCUGUGCGCGUGAAGUUGACGCUGAUUCCAAUAACAGUCGGUGUUUUCCUGAAUUUUUAUUAUGAUCUGCAGUUCAGUUUCUUAGGGACGGUGUACGCUUCUGUGGCUGUGGUUGUAACGUCAUUUUAUCAAGUGCUUGUCAGUAAAAAGCAGCAGGACUUGCAAGUGGAUCCUAUGCAACUUCUGUACUACCAAGCUCCAAUAUCAUCAUUGAUACUACUUAUACUUUUACCAUUCAUUGAACCAGUAGUGUUCACAAUAUCCCACAACUGGAGAACUGCAGAUGUUUGCAUGAUACUUGCAUCAUGUUUCAUUGCCUUUUUUGUAAACAUCUCAAUUUACUGGAUCAUUGGAAACACUUCACCACUGACAUACAACAUGGUUGGACACCUUAAAUUUUGUGUUACCAUGCUAGGUGGUGUACUGUUGUUUGAAGAUCCUCUUCAUAUUAAUCAGGGUGUUGGUAUUUUGCUCACAGUUAUUGGGAUAACUUCUUAUGCACAUGUUAAGGUUACUGAGCUGAGACCAGUGCCCAAAACAGUAGAAGAAGGUUUCCAAAUACUCCCUGGUGGUAGGAUUAGCUAGUUUUGUUUCUGGGAGCUGAGCACUGGUUAAUGUGGCUGAAACCUUUUCAGUCUCGCCAUCAUCUUCAUCCUACAGACAGACAAUUUUUCUCAUCUAGGAACUCAUGCUCAUCUUGUGUCAAAAUGUAGCAUUUGUAUUCUGAAAGAGAAAAUGAUAUUGGUAUAUUGCAACAUUCUUAUCACCACAGUAGUUCAGUGAUGAUUUAAGAAAGAAUUAUUGGCAUGUAAAACAGUAAAUGCACAUUUGUUCUGUAUCUUAUGAACUGUAAUUUUUCAUAGCGAAACAAAAGUGCCCAAACAUUGGUGAUGCUACUUAUGAGUAAAAGGUGAAAUUUUAUAUUUAAUUUAUCAUGAUGAAGUGCUUCAUAGUUAAGUUGUAGCAUUCAUGUAUGUAUGUUAGGUGUGUAAACAUGAUCUAGUUCAAUCCAGUGUGCAUAACAUGCCAUAGGAAUCUUUUAGUUUUAAUAAAACCUUAUCUGCUGAUAAUUAUAAACAUUAAUUGAUCUAUGUGAAGAGACAAUAACAAAAUAUUAGUUUUGUAUGAUAUGCAUUCACAUGCUUUUUAGAAUAUGCACUAAUGUGCACUUUUUUUACAAUUUCAGGGACAACAUGUAACGUGAUAUUGUCAAUAUCUUUACUAUGUAAAGAAGAUAUGAUGAAUGCAUUAAGACAUGACAUCCUCAUACCAUAAUUAUACUUACUUGUGUAUCUUUCACAAAUCUGUAAUUCAUUCAUUCAUGGCCAAAAGUGCUAUUUGUGAUACAUUUCUCUACAUGUUAUUAAGGAAUACAUGUUAUACAUAUACAAAUUAGAACUGUGUGUUCAUAUUUUGAUUCAGAUUCAUGCUAUUUGGACCAGAAAUGUAUGUAUUUCCUCUUGUAUUUGUCCCGUUAAGAAGUGACCCAAACAUUGUGGUGGUAUAAUAAUAUGCUGGAAACAGCAACAGCAGCUGCAGCAACAACAAUAACAAUUAAAAGAUUCUUAGUUUAACUAAGGCUAACCUUAGUAGUUGGGCUUUUUGCUCCAUCAAAAGCACAUGAUAUCUUAGACAUUGAUAACUUGAUGCUUGCUGUUUCCUGUCCCUUAAAUAUUUCCUGAUAAUUUUGAGAAAUGUUCCCUUUCCCAUGGAAUUUACAUCAAGAAAAUGUUAAAUAUAUACAUCAAAAGUGGACAGGUCAACAUUGAAAUGAUACAUUAGCUGUGAAUUUGGUUGACUUGUAUUUCUGUCUGUCAAUUGGUACUUUUUAGCUCAGCUUCCUUGAUUAACCAUUUAUUUAAACAAGCAUAUGGAAUUUUAUCUACAUGGUGCCCCUGGAGGAAUAGUCAAUAUUUAGGAGUAUGUCAGAAACAACCAUUUGAAGCAAAGAAGUCUAGUAAACAUGGGCUCUGAAAUGCAUACCUUAAGAGCUAUGGGCUCUUGUUCGGUACAUUAGACGUGUUUCGCAAUAGCAAAGAUGAAGUACUGCUCAUAGCUCUUAAGGAAUGCA